Molecule: messenger RNA, 957 nt
Organism: Carya illinoinensis
Lineage: Eukaryota; Viridiplantae; Streptophyta; Magnoliopsida; Fagales; Juglandaceae
Product: replication protein A 70 kDa DNA-binding subunit B-like
Exons: 7
Coding region: 1-957 (318 amino acids)
Source: RefSeq, a predicted model, not a curated record
AUGCGAACCGUUUAUGUAUCAAUCAAAGACAUUAUUCCAGUUACCAAAAACUGGAAAGUAAAAAUGCUCGUUGCAGAAAAAUCUCCAAAAAGGAUUGCACGAAACUCAAUAACAAAAUAUCAGAAUCUCACAUUGAUAGAUCCUCAGGGAAAUCGUUUACAAGCAGUCAUAUUUGGUAAAGAUAUCGAUCUGCACGAUGAUACAUUGCAGGUUUUUCAAUCUUAUUAUAUAGGCAAUACAUAUGUCAAAGCAAUAGAUCCAAGACACAAAAUCGAAUCGCAUGAAUAUCAAUGGAUCAUCAAUUCGAGGACAAUUAUUGAAAAUGUUGAAGAUGAUGAACCAGUGCUAAAGGAUCCAGAGUACAAUAUCAUUCCUUUUAAUGAGCUUGAUGCUUAUAAGGAUACAGAUUCUGAAAUAGAGAUUCUAGCUAUUGCAAUCCAAAUGAUGCCACCCAGAGAAGUCAACACUGUUAAUGGAAAGGCAACAGUUCAAGAUAUACAACUUAUUGAUGAGAGCCUGAAGCCUUUAACUUUAACAAUGUGGGCUCGAUUUGUUCAUGACGAAUGUCAACAAAUUUCAAACAUCAUUGCAACAAAACCAAUAAUUCUUAGAAUGCGAAUUAAAGUUGGUUCUUAUGAAGGUCUAUCUUUAUCAUCACAAGUGACAAACGUGUUUACCAUCGAUCCUCUUUUACCAGCUGCGGUUUCGUUACGUACAUGGGCAACCCAAAAUGAUGCAUUACUAGAAGAAAUCAUUGCCAAGGGUUUCAAUACAUCAAGAGGAUCGAGUUCAAGCAAUGCCAUACAGGCAAUGACGGAACACCUACCAUAUUUAGCAAACAUUGCAAAUGCAAUUUUAGAAAAAGAAUGGAUUAUACACUUGCGCGCAGAGAUGAAUCAAUAUGGACAAUUACGACAGAACAAGCUCAAUGUUCUCUCUGUCGAAUCUAUAAAUUAA